Messenger RNA from Rotaria sp. Silwood1, 2340 nucleotides. The record is from the annotation of a GenBank genome assembly. Lineage: Eukaryota; Metazoa; Rotifera; Eurotatoria; Philodinida; Philodinidae.
AUGAUUGACGAUCCUUAUUGGGGUUUUGGUGAUACUGCGAUGCGUUCUUUGAUCUAUCAAUCGUGGACAUUUACUAAAAACUUUUCUCUUCAAGUAGAUUUUCUUAAUUUGACUCAAUUUACGCUUCAUUUCGAUCAAAUUGAUACUGUUUCGAAUAUUACACUUAACGAAUGCUUUCUGGGCAAUACAAGUAGUAUGUUUAUUGCAUACACAUUCAUUGUUCAAAGAACUUGUUUGCGUAUUGAUAACGUACUUCGUGUCGAAUUUAUGUCUCCUGUAACCUACGCACUUAAUCAAGCUAUUUCCUACAAUAAAACUGUUCAGCCAACUUGUCCGAGUUCAGCACAACAUGGUGAAUGUCAUGUUCAAUUCAUUCGCAAAGAACCUUGCUCAUUCAGUUGGGACUGGGGUCCAGCUUUUGCACCUAUUGGUAUUACAGGAAAUGUUUAUCUAGAAGGAAUAAAUAGUUCUGUUCCACCAUUACAACUGGACAGUGUCAAUGUUAUUUCACAGUCAUCGGCAACAAAGGUAUGGCAAGUGGAUGUACGGCUAAGCGGUGGUGAUAACACAACUAUGUAUAAAUUUGGUUUUCAAUUAAAAAAUACUGCUUGGUCAUUCAGUGCAACUGUUAAAUUUAAUCAAAAAAUCACAAUUACUCUUUCAGUUCCUAACGAACACGUUCAACUUUGGUGGCCAAAUGGAUAUGGUGAUCAACCGCUCUACGAAUUAAUUGUAAGCAAUAAUAAUCAACCAAUCGAUUCACGAUUUAUUGGAUUUCGAACUGUUGAACUUGUUCAAAGUAAUUACAGCGAUGGUAUUAAUGGUACAUCAUUUUAUUUCCAGAUCAAUUCUCGACCUAUAUUUGUCAAAGGAAGUAACUGGAUUCCGUCUGAUUCAUUUCAAGAACGAGUUACUAAUGAAAAACUCGAACAGUUACUUACUUCAGCUAAACUAGCUAAUAUGAAUAUGUUACGUAUAUGGGGUGGUGGAAUUUAUGAACGAGAUUAUUUCUACGAAACUGCUGAUCGUUUAGGCAUUAUGCUCUGGCAUGAUUUUAUGUUUGCUUGCAGUUUAUAUCCGGUCGACGAUGUAUUUCUACUAAAUGUUCGAAAUGAAAUUUUAUAUCAAGUAGAGCGUCUUCAGUCACAUCCAUCAAUUGUCCUCUGGGCGGGUAAUAAUGAAAAUGAAAUGGUUCUUGCAUAUUAUACCAGUAUAAUACCUCCAGAAGAGCGUGAACCUUUGAAAAAUGAUUAUAGAAAAUUGUAUAUCUACACAAUAAUGGCCGCUGUUGCUGAAGUAGAUCCAAACGGUAGUCGUCCAUUUGUUCCAUCAUCACCAUCGAAUGGUAUCGAAUCCAUCAAAGAAAACUAUACAGCACAAAAUCCACAAGAUCCUUUAUUUGGUGAUGUUCAUUAUUACAAUUAUUAUAUGGAUACAUGGAAUCCAGAUAAUUAUCCAAUAGCACGUUUUAUGUCUGAAACUGGUGUUGAAUCUAUGCCAAGUAUUGAGACAUGGCAACAAGUAUCGAAUUCGACUAAAGAUUGGAACUUCACGAGUGUACUUGUACAAAAUCGUGAACAUCAUGGCAAUGGUCAACAGGAAAUGAUAAAUACAAUGGGUCUUAUGUAUUGGCAACUGAACGAUAUAUGGCAAGCACCAACAUGGUCAUCUAUUGAAUAUGGAUUAAAAUGGAAAAUGGCUCAUUAUUAUGCUCGACAUAUGUAUUCACCUGUGUAUUUAGUAAUGAAAUUAACACCUUAUUUGCCUUCAGUCAAUGAUCCAACUGCUCGACUUUGGCUCUAUCAUGUCAAUGAAUUUGUUAAUAGUACAUUUAAUGAUGUUAUUUGUACCGUAAAAUCAUUAGAUAGAUUUGAUUCUCGUAUGAUCACAGUGUACACUGUUGUUGCUAAUUCACCCGGCGUAGAAUUAGUUGAUGUGUGGAUUUAUGCGUUAUUAAUGGAACAGAGUGGUUGUUCAACCAGUAAUCAAUGUCUUAUGUUAUGUUCGCUAUAUCAUUUAGGUGAACAACUGAGCGAACAACAGACAAUUUUUUUUGCACGUCCAAAGGAUUAUCAAUUAUACAAUCCAAAUCUUCGAACGGUUUCUGUUAGACAAAGAUCAUCUACUGAAAUUGAUUUUACAAUCAAUGCUGAUAAACCUGCUCUUUUUGUUUGGCUCGAUCUAUCCAAUGAUGUUAGUGGUUAUUUUUCAAGAAACGGAUUUCACAUGUUUGAGUCAGAAAUUAUAGUUACAUUUAAAUCAUGGACAUCUUUGACAAAUAUUGAUAGUGCUAAUUUUGAUUUACGUAUUACUUCAUUGUAUGAUGUUACAAAACGGUGA